Messenger RNA from Knipowitschia caucasica, 1416 nucleotides. The record is from the annotation of a GenBank genome assembly. NCBI's taxonomy places the organism in Eukaryota, Metazoa, Chordata, Actinopteri, Gobiiformes, Gobiidae.
AUGGCACAAUACACAAUGUAUCCCACAAAUUUGGAAUAUGUGCAAGCUGUAAAGACACUAAUUGUGAGAUAUCCUUUCCUGAAGGAUCUCGAGGGAAAUGGUUAUCAUACAUGGCAUAUGUCUUUGAGGCGUAAGUUCAAAUCAGAGCGUGCCCCCCUGGUUUACAACGAUGAAGUGAGGUUAAGUAAGGAGAAGUUUUGCCGCAAGACAUCAGUGCAAUCUGUAGAAACUGCAAGAACCAAUCUGAGAAAUCUGUCCGAGGCAUCAAGUGUUCUUGGUGAGGAUCCAUCCUCCAUUGAUGCUCAUGUGAAGAUGUUACAUAGCCAGUACCAGAAGAUGCAUCCAGACCUCAUGAUUGUACAAGACCGUAUGCAGCAAACCUUUGCAUGGCGGCAAAAGGAGAUAGCAGAUGGCAUGACUGUGGAGGAAACCGUCAAGAAGUACCCUUUCUUAAGGACACCGGCUGCGUUGUACAAUGAGUUGGAAUGGAUCCACCCAGCAAUAGGAAACGUGUGUCAGCGAUUCAAUGAAGGCUUCAGCUGUAUUGUGUCAAAGGUUCUCAAUCUGGCUCGAGGGAAAUCCCCGCUGUCUAAACUCUACCUGGAAGCAAGAGAAGAGGCUCUCACAGAGGAUCUACCAGAUAUUGACUUCAGAGCUGCCCUCACCUUUCUGCCACACAUCUUCAAGGAGAACAUUGAUUGCUUUAUUACUCUUGGAGAGCGUGAUCCUGCCACUCCAUACCCAACUAUUCAACUGACGGAUCGAGACUGGAAAAUGGCCUUCACCAGGAGAGCUUCAAACAUUGUGAAAGUGGACGGCAUAGAGUUGUGUCACACCUCAGCAAUUGACGAGGGAAUCAUCUCUGCUUUCUGUGCUUACUUUGUGUUCAACCUAGCAUUUCCACGACACCUGAAGAACACACUGAUGUUUCUCCAAAGCAUCUUCCACCACUGCUCCAGCAACAGCGGACUCUCCGGGCCCAAGCAGCCGCUCACAGUGGCCCAGAGCGCGGCCACUGUCCCUCCACCAAGCCGCCGCGUCUCCAGCCACACACGGGGACAGACAGCAGCUGAAACUGGGGCUGUCAAACCCCGGGUGUCCGAGAGCGCGUUUUGGUUUUUGGAUCACAGACUCGGCGUUGACGCGCACUUGCCAGAGCCGUCAGACGAGGAAGUCAAGCCCGCUGCAAACACGCCCAUUUUCGCUGCCUGUGGAGGAGUCGACCCUGGUGCGAGAGACGAGACCUGUUCAGCACACGCAAGCGGACGCCGUCAGACAUGCAUCCCGUUGGCGAUGGCCCCCGGCGGGAGUAACGCGAAGCACAAGGCCCGGUCUGCGCAGAUCUCACUCCGGCUGAAGUAUGGAGCGAGACACAGGCAGAGAAUCAUCCAAUGGGAGCCAACCUUCGCCUUCUGA